CAGUGAAGAGUCUGUAGGGGUCAUGGAUGAGAGAAGUGAUAUGGAGAAGGGAGAUGACAUUAUGCUGCCAGGGUUUAGGUUUCACCCCACAGAUGAAGAGUUAGUAGGCUUCUACUUGAACAGGAAGAUCCAGCAGAAACCUCCAUCUAUUGAACUUAUCAGGCAGCUCGACAUCUACAAAUAUGAUCCAUGGGAUCUUCCAGAGCUGGCGACGACAACAGGAGAAAAGGAAUGGUACUUCUACUGCCCGAGGGAUCGAAAGUACAAGAACAGUGCAAGGCCGAACAGAGUCACAGGAGCUGGAUUCUGGAAGGCCACAGGCACGGACAGGCCAAUCUACUCUUCUGAAGGAAAUAAGUGCAUAGGUCUCAAGAAAUCGCUCGUUUUCUACAGAGGCAGAGCUGCCAAAGGGAUCAAAACAGAAUGGAUGAUGCAUGAGUUCAGACUACCUUCCCUUGCUCAUAAAAAUAUUUCGAUCAACGAUUCAUGGACAAUAUGUAGGAUAUUCAAGAAGCCUAACACCGUGGCACAUAGAGCAGCACCGCCUCCUUCCUGGGUGUCCCCUGUGCCCGAUCCCAAUGGAGCAGCAGACCUGUUCUCCAUCUUAAGGACUGCACAAAGCACCCAGCUGAGCUCAGAGAUGCUCCGUCAUCCACUUGAAUCCUCCUGCUACAAGCCGGAGCUUCCCAAUGCACAAGUUGCACCCACCAGCUUCAUGUUCUCCCCAGAACACAUGCAAAUACCAUCCAAGUCCGCCAUGGACGUCGCCUCGAUGCUUCUCAAUGCAUCACCAUCGAUUGUGGGUGACGUUGAGGAACCCUUGACGAGCAUAGACUUCGGACAACAGCCCAUGAGAAGCACAGCAAGUCUGGCAAACGGAGAAGAAGGUAAAAUAUGCAGUCUUGAGAACAGUCAGUGGGGCUUCAGCCUGCUGCCAACCAUUUCCGGGGAGCUCAACUUGGCAUGGGAGUCUCCUCCUUACCUCUGUGAGAUCUCACCAAACUAAUUGGCAAGCAAAUGCUUCACAUAGCUGGAUGUAGAGAGUUUAGAGUCACAUCACAUUGCCAACCAUUUCCAGUUGCAAAAGACUGAUGUACAUGUUCAUGUUCAAAGCUAUGAUUGUUAACAGCAAAGCUAACAGAGUGAGAAGCAACAUUUAGCUUAAUGAAGUUGUUUUCUUC
Molecule: messenger RNA, 1181 nt
Organism: Musa acuminata subsp. malaccensis (wild Malaysian banana)
Lineage: Eukaryota; Viridiplantae; Streptophyta; Magnoliopsida; Zingiberales; Musaceae
Product: protein FEZ-like
Biological process (GO): regulation of DNA-templated transcription
Molecular function (GO): DNA binding
Source: RefSeq, a predicted model, not a curated record